This is a messenger RNA of Leguminivora glycinivorella, 1164 nucleotides long. Its product is annotated as gloverin-like. The transcript is spliced from 5 exons. The record is from RefSeq and is a predicted model, not a curated record. Bases 74 to 601 code for a protein of 175 amino acids. NCBI's taxonomy places the organism in Eukaryota, Metazoa, Arthropoda, Insecta, Lepidoptera, Tortricidae.
GCCAGAAGCUGGCAUUCGAACACAGUUGAAAAAACUUUUCUUACAUUACGGAGCCUACUACAAAUUACCUAAAAUGCAGUAUUCCGUUGUCGUUGUGAUUGCUGCUCUGUUUAGCGUGUCUGCAGCUCAAGUGUGGCUACUCCCCUCAGGGAAAGACAAGGAUUUAUAUAGCAAUGUCUGGGGCAGGGCGCUCCAAAACAGCAACGGUGGUGUUACGUGGAAUAAACCAGUGGGUCACGGCAAUGUCUUCGGCACUUUGGGAACCAAUAACCAAGGACUAUUUGGGAAGGCCGGAUACCAAGGGACGAUAUUCAACGACGCGCGGGGCAAGUUGGACGGCCAGGCCUACGGCACCCGGGUACUGAGCCCAGCCGGGGACACUAGCCAUUUCGGAGGCAAACUCAACUGGGCCAAUGAGAACGCUAAAGCCUCUGUGGACAUCAGCAAGCAGAUUCAUGGGAAAACCACGGUGGAUGCUAGCGGCGCGGGAGUUUGGAACGUGGAUAAGAACACGCAGUUGUCAGCCGGAGGUUCCUUGUACCACGGCGGCAGCGGCAAGCCUGAUGUCACUGUCAACGCGCAGAUAGAACACAAGUUUUAAAACCGUACCAAGUAAACUACGAAGCUGUGUCGCAUACCGAAGACGACAAGCCGAAAUAUUUAAUUGGAGUUGUCAGUCGAAGGUUUCUUGUAUCACGGCGGCAGCAGCAAGAAUGAUUUCACUGUCAAAGCGAAAGGUAGUCUGGCUCUGUCGCGCCAAUAUGCAAGAGCGAUAGAGAUAGAUAUCUACGAGCGUUUCGUUUCGUGAGCGUUUCGUGAGCGUUUGUGCCAUUCGGCUACGCACCCUGACAAGAUACUCAAUGUGUCGAUGAGGCGAAAUUACUGCCAUAAAGUUAUGUAUACCUACAGAAAUAUGCCUUAAACGUUAUUUUUUAGACAAGUUGUAAUGUAUCCUUUAUAUUUGAAUCCUAAGGCCGUUUUCACAUUAUCCGAUCCGAUAUCGGAUGUCGGAAGGAUUUCAGUGGAAAAAAUCGAAGAUGGCGCCUGUAAUGUAGGUAUGGAUAAUAUGAAAUCCGGAUCGGAUAAUGUGAAAACGCACUAAGUCACUUGCAAAGACUGUUCCCACCUAAUAGACUAAAAAUAAACUUUAUUUUUAAAACAAAA